Jaculus jaculus (lesser Egyptian jerboa) is the source of this 2450-nucleotide messenger RNA. RefSeq names its product replication factor C subunit 5 (gene Rfc5). Gene Ontology annotation, cellular component: nucleus; DNA replication factor C complex. Lineage: Eukaryota; Metazoa; Chordata; Mammalia; Rodentia; Dipodidae. Gene Ontology annotation, molecular function: ATP binding; ATP hydrolysis activity; DNA binding. Gene Ontology annotation, biological process: DNA-templated DNA replication; DNA repair. The record is from RefSeq and is a predicted model, not a curated record. Bases 113 to 1135 code for a protein of 340 amino acids. The transcript is spliced from 11 exons.
UUUGCGCGCGAACUCUGAGAGCUGAGGUCCUGGGGGUCAGGCCGUGUGGCUGGCCUUAGUUGCUGGGGUUUUGAGGGGACACGGCGGCCCCGGCCACCUUCGCCUUGUCGUCAUGGAGACGUCAGCGCCCAAGCAGCAGCAGCAGCCCGCGGCGGCCAAGAUCAGGAACCUGCCCUGGGUUGAGAAAUACCGGCCGCAGACCCUGAACGAUCUCAUUUCUCAUCAGGACAUUCUGAGUACCAUUCAGAAAUUUAUCAGCGAAGACCGCCUACCACACCUGCUUCUCUACGGCCCUCCAGGGACAGGAAAGACGUCCACCAUCCUCGCCUGCGCUAAGCAACUAUACAAAGAUAAAGAAUUUGGCUCCAUGGUCUUGGAGCUCAACGCUUCAGAUGACCGAGGAAUAGACAUUGUUCGGGGACCAAUCUUGAGCUUUGCCAGUACAAGGACCAUUUUUAAGAAAGGGUUUAAGCUCGUGAUUCUGGACGAAGCUGACGCUAUGACUCAAGACGCACAGAACGCCCUGAGACGAGUGAUUGAGAAGUUCACAGAAAAUACCAGGUUUUGCCUCAUCUGUAACUAUCUGUCCAAGAUUAUCCCCGCCCUGCAGUCGCGAUGCACGAGGUUCCGGUUUGGUCCCCUGACGCCAGAACUCAUGGUUCCCCGCCUGGAGCACGUCAUAGAGGAAGAGAAAGUUGAUAUAACUGAAGAUGGAAUGAAGGCCCUUGUCACUCUGUCCAGUGGAGACAUGCGAAGGGCUCUGAACAUCUUGCAGAGUACCAACAUGGCCUUUGGGAAGGUGACAGAGGAGACUGUCUACACCUGCACUGGGCACCCGCUCAAGUCGGACAUCGCGAACAUUCUGGACUGGAUGCUGAAUCAAGACUUCACCACGGCCUACCGAAAUAUCACCGAGCUGAAGACUCUGAAGGGGCUGGCGUUACAUGACAUCCUGACCGAGAUUCACCUGUUUGUGCACAGAGUUGACUUUCCAUCUUCAGUUCGAAUACAUUUGUUAACCAAAAUGGCAGACAUUGAGUACAGACUUUCUGUUGGCACCAACGAGAAGAUUCAGUUGAGCUCCCUCAUUGCUGCAUUCCAAGUCACCAGAGACCUAAUUGUCACAGAGGCCUAGAUACUCUGAGGCUGGAGAACCGAGGAUCCAUCCGGACCCGGGUAAAGCCAGUCAUGUUUCCUGAAGUGUCUGCUCAGGUGUGGGUGGGCAGAUACAGUGCUCUGUGGUUGUUUGCAGCGGGAAUGUACCACGGGAUUUUAAUGUAUGUAACCACCAACACGCUGUCUGACUGUCUUAACAGAAAAAGGUUUUUGUUUUUUUUUAAUGUUUUCUGUUUUGGCUUUAAAGACUUUUUACACUUCAGUUGAUGGAGUGGCAGAAAGUUGGUGUACUCAUUUGGUCUGAAGCAUAAAGCUGUCAAAUCUAAUGUGCUUCAAGUGUCUUCUAUCUCAAUCAAGGUCAGCAUCUCCAAAUUUAUAUUUAUGCUAUUCUAUGGCAUUCAUUGUAUCUACUUUAAAUCAGUAUGCAUGGACUUCUGGCCCAAAGAUUUUGGGGAUGGAGAGAUAGCUUAGCAGUUAAGGCUAUUGCAGUCAAAGCCUGGGUUUGAUUCCCAAGUACUCAUGUAAAGCCAAAUGCAAAGUAAUAAUGCAUGCACCUGGAGUUCGUUUGCAGUGACAAGGGGCCCAAAUGUUCCCCCCCACACACUUGCAAGUCAAUAAUAAAAUAAAAAUUCAAAAUUGGUCUUUUUGCCUUGUACCAUGUCCACACUUACAAUUUCAGUGCUCAGGAGACUAAGGCAGGAAGAUAAAUUCCUAGCCAGGUUGAGCAACAGUGAGACCCUGUCUCAACAAUCAAAAAACUUCUAUUGCUGGGUAAUGCCUUUAAUCCCAGGACCUGGAAGGCAGAGUUAGGAGGAUCACCAUGAGUUUGAGGCCAGCCUAAGACUACAUAGUUAAUUCCAGGUCAGCAUGGGCCAGAGUGAGACCCUACCUCAAAAGACAAAAAAAAAAAAAAAAAAAAAUCCACCUCUAUAGUCUUUUCUCCUUUUAGGCUUGCCGGCAAGUUCCAAGUUUCAUUGUGGAAAGGAAAGAAAAUAGUCUUCAAAUUGUGCCUUUGAGAGCUAGGCAUAGUGGUCCAUGCUUUUAAUCUCAGUGCUUGGGAGGCAAAGGUAGGACCACUGUGAGUUCAAGGCCAGCCUAGGGCUACAGAGUGAGUUCUAGGUCAACUUGGACUAGAGAGAUAGAUCCUACCUCAAAAACAGUAUGUAUUUUGUGGCCUAGUGGCUAUGUACACCACGUGUUCAGUGCGGGAGCGUGCAGAUGGGGCCUGUUUUGAUCUGCUGGGAAGUCUGCUUAUGUUCUAGUUUCUUUGAGGGCAAUUUCGCUGCAUGUCAAUUUCCUUGCAAUAAUAAAGCACUUUGCUUGGUUCCGAUCAA